This is a messenger RNA of Clupea harengus (Atlantic herring), 1720 nucleotides long. RefSeq names its product acid ceramidase-like. Gene Ontology annotation, cellular component: lysosome. The record is from RefSeq and is a predicted model, not a curated record. Gene Ontology annotation, biological process: fatty acid metabolic process. NCBI's taxonomy places the organism in Eukaryota, Metazoa, Chordata, Actinopteri, Clupeiformes, Clupeidae. Gene Ontology annotation, molecular function: N-acylsphingosine amidohydrolase activity; fatty acid amide hydrolase activity.
AUGGCACGUUAUUAAAUUACCAAAAAAGAUUUACAUGUAAAACUUAACAUAUAUGAUGUGAUAUAUGUUUGUUGUUUUUUUUACACACAAACGUUUGUCUGCCCGACUCACCCUCGAGUGAUUGGUACAUUCCAUUGUCGAUUUAAUUGAGCAUCGCUUUCUCUGAUAGCGCGACAACAUUUGGAUUCGAAGAGGAAUGAAUUCGCAUAGGCUUUGCUGCGCUCUUUGGACGUUCUAUGCCAUUAUAUUGACACGAUGUCUUCAUGGGCAAACCGAAGAAUGCAGGACUGGCAUGUACCCACCCAAUGGGCCGACGUUCAAAGGAGAUGUUCCAUGGUAUACUGUAGAUCUCAACGAGCCGCCCGUUAAAAGAUGGAAUGGAGUGGUCAAAGACAAGAAAAAUGAGCUUGUAGCAGUGAUGCAGGCCAUAAAGGAACUGGCUAAUAGUUUAGUUCAUAGUGGAAGACUUGUUGACCUGGUGGACAACGUCUUGCCACUGAUGUUGGAUACAUUGCCCUACCCUUUUAAUGAGGAGAUCCGUGGAAUAGCAAUAUCUUCAGGAGCUCCUGUAGGAGAAGUUAUACUCUUUAACAUCUUCUACGAGGUCUUCACUGUGUGUACAUCGGUGGUUGCAGAGGAUACAAGUGGUAAUCUGUAUCAUGGGCGGAAUUUGGACUUUGGUUUGUUGAUGGGAUGGAAUCACAAAAACCAUUCCUGGAUAAUAACAGACAAGCUUAAACCUCUUGCUGUCAAUGUUGACUUCAAACGAAACAAUGCUACUGUUUUCAAGUCCACCAGCUUUGCUGGAUAUGUUGGCAUGUUGACCGGCAUCAGACCUAAACAGUUCACCCUGACAAUGAAUGAGCGUUUUAACUUUGAUGGGGGAUAUGUAGGGAUCUUUGAGUGGAUCUUGGGGAAGAGAGAUGGCAUGUGGAUGGGCUUCCUCACACGCACAGUCCUAGAGAAUGUCACCAGUUACGAGGACGCCAAAACCCAGCUUGCUCUUACGAAGUUACUGGCACCUGCUUACUUCAUACUUGGGGGAAACCAGACUGGACAAGGCUGUGUGAUCACCAGAACAAGAAUCAAUGCCUUGGAUGUUUGGGAGAUUGACCUGAAGCUUGGAAGGUGGUAUGUGCUUGAGACAAACUAUGAUCACUGGGAGGAGCCUUUCAUAUUGGAUGACCGCAGGACACCGGCCAUGAAGUGCAUGAAUAAGACUACACAGGCUUAUAUUUCCUUUAAAACAAUGUAUGAUGUUCUUUCAACCAAACCAGUCCUUAACAAGCUGACUACCUACACCACUCUAAUGGAAGUAUCCUCGGGCAAACUGGAGUCCUUCCUCAGAGACUGCCCUGAUCCGUGCAGUCCGUGGUGAUCAGGGCGCUAACACCCCAUGCUAGCACCCUGUACAGAUGGCAGUAUUGAAGAUCAUGCGGUGAUGUCAUGUAAUGACCCUCACCACACAGUAUUCUUGCCACAUCCUCAGCCAAUAUAAUUUCUUGUCACUACUGAAGUGAUGGCCAAUGCAGUUCAGUGUUUGGGAAUGAGCCUCGGUGUCAUACAUACUGUGCUACCUCUACAUGUUGCAGUAUAUACUUGUUUUAGACUACUAAGCUAUUCAUCAAAUAAUUCUCCCAAACCAUUGUCUUUACCAAAUAUGUAAAUAAACGUUGACUUUGAUAUGUGUAAUGGCUUUGAAAUAAAAUUAUUUAUGUGA